AGUUUCCUUGCAAUCUUCCGAAACCCUAAACCUAGCCGGUCCGAGAGAGAGAACAGGGUGACCGAAAGGGGGAUCGCCGGAGGAGUGGUGACCGGUGGUUAUUUGCUGGCGUUCGGCGGUCGAGCUCAGGUAAUUUGAUUCAUCUUAAAUCUUCUUCUUCCGGCCGGAGUUAUAUCAUCAACUACAUCAAUGCCGCAAUCUCACUGAAGUCUAUAAAAAAAAAUGCAUUCCCCUACCGUUGCUACCUGCUAAAUUUCUUAUUCUAUGGAAAAUCUCUAAUCAGUGAUAUGAAUGCAUGAAGAUGACGAAAUGUAUUCAUUGAUAUGCAUGUCCCAAUUAUAUAAUGAUUCAUGCUCUCUCUCUCUCUAUUUGUGUAUGGUUGGAAGUCAUUUACAAUCUUUUAAAGGUUAAUCUUCUAGCUUCUUGUUUGUAUUGCAUAAAUCUAACGGGCAUCUAGUAAUGCUUAUUGUAUAUAUUCGAAAGCUUCUGGUGAUAAUCGGACAGAAGUAGAAGUCCUGGAAGAAUCAUUUUAUCAGAUCCUCGUCUUAGAGCAAGUCGCGGAUUUUCAACUGUCUGGGGUUGAGGAAUAAUAAAAUAUUAUGGCUGAUCAUAAACGCAAAGCCGGCUUCCAGGAUGAAUGUUUCAUUGCAAAGAGGACCAAGGACACUGACUUAGGUGUAGGAGGUGGGGAAAAGGGAAGGGUUGAGAAAGAAAAUGAUGUGCUGGAAAGAAACCAGCCAGCUUCCAAUGAAACAAAUGGCCAAAAUGGAAGUAAUUCGCUGCAAGAGCUUUUGAAGGACUGCAAGAAAGACACUGAGAUCCCUGGGAUCAAUAGUGCAUCUGAAGAUGCAAGCUUGUGCAAUUCAAAAGUCGUACAUCAAGAAGCUUGCAAACUGUCAUGUAUUGAAGCUGAUGCAGCAGAAGACAAGGGUUCUAGACACACGAUGGAGGAUGCAUGGGUGGUUCUUCCAGAUGCAAGCUUGGAAUAUCCCGGAAACUUAAGAUGUGCACAUUUUGCAAUUUAUGAUGGACAUGGUGGUCGUUUGGCUGCUGAAUAUGCACAGAGAUAUUUACAUGCAAAUGUUCUUGUAGCAGGGCUACCACGUGAGUCGAUGGAUGUAAAAGCUGCCAAAAGGGCCAUCCUUGAAGGGUUUCGGAGAACUGACGAAUCAUUACUUCAAGAAAGUGCUAAAGGGAAUUGGCUAGAUGGUGCAACAGCUGUAUGCGUUUGGAUCUUGGGGCAAACAGUUUUAGUUGCUAAUAUUGGAGAUGCUAAGUCUAUAUUAGCGCGAUCAUCUUCUGCUGAUGGAUCCCUAAGUCUCUCAAAUGAAUCAAGAUCUACAUUGAAGGCCAUUGUGAUGACAAGAGAACACAAAGCUAUCUAUCCUCAAGAACGUGCUCGCAUUCAAAAAGCUGGAGGUUCUGUUGGUCCUAAUGGACGAUUGCAGGGUCGCCUUGAGGUUUCUAGAGCCUUUGGAGAUCGUCAAUUCAAGAAGGUGGGGGUUAUUGCAACCCCUGAUGUUCAUUCUUUUGAACUUACAAGAAGAGAGCAGUUCAUCAUUCUUGGUUGUGAUGGACUGUGGGGGGUUUUUGGACCAAGUGAUGCUGUUGAUUUUGUUCAGAAACAGUUAGAGGAAACAUCAUCGGCGACUACUGCAGCCCGCCGCCUUGUAAGGGAAGCUGUUCGUGAGCGACACUGCAAGGAUAAUUGCACGGCUAUAGUCAUUGUGUUCAGGCACAAUUAAUUGAUGCAUACAGUUUGGUUGGUGAACAACUUUUGUGUUGUGGCUAAUUGUGACUAAUGAUCCAUGACCUCCUGACACAAUCAUCGAUUCAGCUUGUAAGCCUGAAAGUGCAGUCACAGUAAGUCCUUCGAUAUUGUAUAUUAGAGGACUUGGUAUCCUUUUUGAUUUAGGGAAGCAGAUAUAUCAUAAUUAUUUUUUUAUAAAAAAUAUCAGAUUUAUGUCA
This is a messenger RNA of Phoenix dactylifera (date palm), 1968 nucleotides long. Lineage: Eukaryota; Viridiplantae; Streptophyta; Magnoliopsida; Arecales; Arecaceae. The record is from RefSeq and is a predicted model, not a curated record.